This is a messenger RNA of Suricata suricatta (meerkat), 963 nucleotides long. Its product is annotated as zinc finger protein 135-like. The coding region runs from base 1 to 963 and encodes 320 amino acids. NCBI's taxonomy places the organism in Eukaryota, Metazoa, Chordata, Mammalia, Carnivora, Herpestidae. The record is from RefSeq and is a predicted model, not a curated record. Gene Ontology annotation, biological process: regulation of immune system process; negative regulation of transcription by RNA polymerase II; regulation of cytokine production. The transcript has a single exon.
AUGCUUCCUCAGUCAUCAAAGCUACAUGCAAACAAGACAAUCCAUAAGGAGUGUGGCAAAGCCUUCAAUGGGCACUCAGCACCAAUUCAACCUCAGCGAGUGCACACUGGAGAGAAUGCUUACAAAUGUGCAGAAUGUGGUCAAACAUUUAAUUAUGGCUCAUCAGUAAAUGGACAUAGACUAAUUCGUACUGGAGAGAAACUUUACACACAUAAAAAAUGUGGGAUGGUCAUUAUCCAACACUCCCCUCUGACCAAACAUCACCGAAUCCAUACUGGAGGGAAACCUUACCAAUGUAAUGAAUGUGGCAAGGCCUUUAGCCAUCUCUCAUCCUUUACUCAACAUCAUAAAAUCCAUACUGGAGAGAAACCUUACCAAUGUAAAGAAUGUGCGAAGGCCUUUAAGACGCGCACACAUCUUAAUCAACAUCACCAUACCCAUACUGGAGAGAAACCUUACGAAUGUCAAGAAUGUGGCAAGGCCUAUUCCCGGCACUCAAUCCUUACCAAACAUCACCGAAUCCAUAGGGGAGAGAAACCUUACCAAUGUGAAGAAUGUGGCAAGUUCUUUACUCACCCUUCACAACUUACCGAACAUCAUAGAAUCCACACAGCAGAUAAACCUUACCAAUGUAAGAAAUGCUGCAAGCCCUUUUGCCAGCACUCAGGCCUUACCAAAGAUCACAGGAUCCACACUGGAGAGAAACCUUACCAAUGUCAAGAAUGUGGCAAGUCCUUUACCCGGCGCUCAAGCCUUACUGGACACCAACGAAUCCAUACUGGAGAGAAACCUUACCAAUGUGAAGAAUGUGGCAAGUUCUUUACUCACCGAGCAGGCCAUAUCAAGCAUCACCGAAUCCAUACUGGAGAGAAACCUUACCAAUGUCAAGAAUGUGGCAAGUCCUUUUCCAUGUGCUCGAACCUUUCUAGACAUCAGAGAAUCCAUACUGCAGAGAAAGCUUAA